CAGUGUGCGGAGCAAGCCUCGCUUCUCUUCCUCCUCUCCCUCUUCAUCUUCCUCCUCCUGGUGGCUCAGCUGCUUCUCUUCCUCCCUCCGCAGUCCGGAAGCUUCUUCUUCUUCCUCAUCUUUUUCUUCUUUUCCUCUUUUUUCCCGUCCUGCGUCCCGCAGCCCCACUUUGGAUUGCUUUCCUUUUUCUUUUCCUGCUUUUUUCCCCGUUACUUUCCAUCUUUUCCUUCUUUUUGGCGCACUGAGGACAAGGCGGCGGCAGCGGGUGUCGGCGUGUGUGCGUGCGCGUGCGUGCACGCGGCCAUGGAUCCACGCAUGGUGCUGGUGGUGCGUGCGUGCUUGUUGCUGCUCCACGGACGAGCGCUGCACGCCGACUCCAUCAUUCAUAUUGGUGCAAUCUUUGAGGAGAAUGCAGUCCGGGACGAUGAAGUGUUCCAGCUGGCUGUGUCAGACCUCAGUUUGAGUGAUGAUGUCCUACAAAGUGAGAAGAUCACACACUCUAUCAAACUUAUCGAACCCAACAAUCCUUUCCAAGCAGUUCAAGAAGCAUGCGAGCUGAUGAACCAGGGAAUCCUAGCGCUCGUGACGUCGACCGGCUGUGCUUCAGCCAGCGCGCUGCAGUCGCUGACCGACGCCAUGCACAUCCCGCACUUGUACAUCCAGAGGAACGGUGGAGGCUCGCCUAGGACCGCCUGCCAGCUCAACCCCAGCCCCGGCGGUCGCGGGUACACAUUAGCUGCCCGUCCGCCUGUGCGCCUCAAUGACGUCAUGUUGACACUGGUUGAAGAGUUGCGCUGGCAGAAGUUCAUCGUAUUCUACGACAUUGAGUAUGACAUGCGGGGCCUUCAGGGCUUUCUGGACAGGUCAUGUCGAGAAGGUCUGGAUGUUUCUCUACAACGUGUGGACAAGAACAUCAGCCAGGUGUUCAGCGAUCUGUUCACUUCCAUGCGGACGGAGGAGCUCAACCGAUACCGGGACACGCUGCGCCGAGCCAUCCUGCUGCUCAGCCCGCACGCCGCGCACACCUUCAUACAGCAGGCGGUCGAAACCAAUCUGGCCUCCAAGGACAGUCACUGGGUGUUUGUUAACGAGGAAAUCAGCGACACGGAGAUUCUGGAGCUUACCCACAGCGCCUUGGGGCGCAUGACGGUCGUUCGGCAGAUUUUCCCACUGUGGAAGGACAGCGGCGCACGAUGUGUGAGACACAAUCACCGGAUUUCUUCGCUGCUGUGCGACCCGCAGGAAGGAUACCUGCACAACCUGGAGGUAUCGAACCUGUAUCUGUACGACAGUGUGCUGAUGCUGGCCAAUGCCUUCUACAGGAAGUUGGAGGACAGGAAGUGGCACAGCAUGGCCAGUCUCAACUGUAUCAGGAAGUCUACCAAGCCCUGGAAUGGAGGCUGGUCCAUGCUGGAGACCAUCCAGAAGGGCAACAUCACGGGACUAACGGGCCUCAUGGAUUUCAAAGAUGGUGGUGCCAACUCUCACGUCCACUUCGAGAUUCUCGGGUCCAGUUUCAGCGAGACUUUUGGCAAGGACGUCAAAAGGUUGGCCACGUGGGACGCGGUGCACGGCCUGAACGGGAGCCUGAAGGAGAGUCGCAUCGAGAGCGGCAUGCAAGGAGUCACCGUCAAAGUGGUCACAUUGCUGGAGGACCCCUUCGUCAUGGUAGCUGAAAAUAUACUGGGCCAGCCCAAAAGGUACAAAGGCUUCUCCAUUGAUGUGCUGGAGGCCCUUGCCAAGAUCCUGGGCUUCAAAUAUGACAUCUACCAGGUGUCCGACAGCAAAUAUGGAUCGCAGCUUCCCAACGGCUCCUGGAACGGGAUGAUCGGUGACCUCAUCAACAAGAAAGCCGACCUUGCUGUGUCUGCUAUCACCAUCACGCCGGAACGCGAGAACGUAGUGGACUUCAGCAAGCGUUACCUGGAUUACAGUGUGGGAAUACUGCUGAGGAAGCCGGAAGAGAAGAUCAACAUCUUUUCGCUCUUUGUGCCUUUCGACUUGGCUGUGUGGGCCUGCAUUGCCGCCGCUAUCCCAGUGGUGGGCGUCCUCAUCUUUCUGCUCAACCGGCUGCAGGCGCUGCGCUCGUCGGCUGCGCAGAACGCACCGCCGGGCCAGCCCAACAACAAUGGUUCCGGUUCCCUACAAACCGCCAUUUGGAUUGUCUACGGAGCUUUUGUACAGCAAGGUGGUGACGGAGUGGUAAGCUCAGUGGCCCUGAGGAUCGUCAUGGGCAGCUGGUGGCUCUUCACACUCAUCGUGUGCUCGUCAUACACGGCCAACCUGGCAGCGUACCUCACCGUGUCCCGUAUGGACCACGCCAUAAGGUCCUUUCAGGACCUGUCCCGGCAGAUGGACGUGGAUUACGGCACAGUGAGAGACUCUGCCGUGUACGACUACUUCAGGAACAAAGGCACAAAUCCUCUGGAGCAGGACGGCACGUACGCAGAGCUGUGGAGGACCGUCAGCAAGAACAGCGGCUUGGACUACUCCGUGUCCAGCCCCUCGGAGGGGAUACGCAAGGCUAAGAAGAGUCCGUACGCCUUUCUGUGGGACAUGGCGGUUCUGGAGUACGCGGCGCUUACGGACGACGACUGCACCAUCACCGUGUCCGGCAGCGGCGUCAGCAGCAAAGGUUACGGCAUCGCCAUGCAGCACGGGAGCCCCUACAGGGACCUCUUCUCGCAAAAGAUUCUGGAGCUUCAGGAGAAGGGCGACCUGGACAUCCUGAAGCAGAAGUGGUGGCCGCGCACGGGCCGCUGCGACCUCAGCAGCCACGCAAGCGCGCACCCGGAUGGUCGCUCGCUAAAGCUGCACAGCUUCGCCGGCGUCUUCUGCAUCCUGGCUGCCGGGCUGCUGCUUGCCUGCCUGGUGGCAGGGCUGGAAGCCUGGUGGAGCAGCAACCGGUGCCGGCGCGAGACGCCCAAAGAGGUCGCUAAGGAUUACAGGCUGGCUUUGGUUUCGGGUCCGUUGACUUAUAAUGACUUUGCUACGUCCGAGGGGAGGAGGGACAUUUGGACAGACAGAGGGAGAGGCUGGCAGGAAGCACAUACCAUUGCCACAGGACAAGGAGGUGAACCUGGAGCAGGUGCAUCGGCGUAUGAACAGUCUUUUGGACGAGGACUUGGUCCACAAGCAGAUCCCCGGCCCCUCUAUCGAGAUCUCUGCGCUGGACAUCGGCAGCAUGCAGCCCACCCAGGCGGGUCUGAUGGCCCCGGGCCUCGCUGUGACCACCUUCCUGCCCAGGGAGGGGGCGGCGCCACCGCCGCCUCAUCUGAGCCACCCGCACCUUGGGGGGACCCUAGGCAGGACGCUGCCGCCGCCACAGCUCUCUGGCAGCACCACGCUGCCACCCCACCUCGCGGGCACCAUGCAGUGCAAGCACAGGGCACCCAACGGGGGGCUCUUCCGGCAGAGCCCUGGCAAGGUGCCUCUCUACCAGGCAGGACCCUUAACCGCAGCCAUUGACGCCACCCACAGCACCUCCAUUUAGGCCCGACGGGCUUUUGGAGUCACCCUAAAGAAAGGAAGAUUUUUUUAAAAUCCGGCACUCUUGACUUGACUUUUCUGCUGUACAUUGUUGUAAAUAACAAAAAGAACCAAGUGAGCUUAAAAUGUAUUUUGAAUAUUCUCCAUUUUUGAAGUUGAGUUCUAAAAAACACAACAAAACAGAUAAAAAUGGAUUAUAUAUAAUAUAAAGUAUAUACGUAUAUACAUGACGCAACAUGUUUUCGUAAAGUUGAGUUGAAAAUGAGACAGUUAGGCGAAAUUCAUCGUGAUUAUUUUCCAUGUGCCCAAAAAAAGCAACGUCGCUCACAGUUUUUAAUCUCAGUC
Messenger RNA from Corythoichthys intestinalis (scribbled pipefish), 3834 nucleotides. Its product is annotated as glutamate receptor ionotropic, delta-1-like. Gene Ontology annotation, cellular component: postsynaptic density membrane; plasma membrane. The transcript has 18 exons. The coding region runs from base 304 to 3468 and encodes 1054 amino acids. NCBI's taxonomy places the organism in Eukaryota, Metazoa, Chordata, Actinopteri, Syngnathiformes, Syngnathidae. Gene Ontology annotation, molecular function: glutamate receptor activity; transmitter-gated monoatomic ion channel activity involved in regulation of postsynaptic membrane potential. Gene Ontology annotation, biological process: monoatomic ion transport; modulation of chemical synaptic transmission; synaptic transmission, glutamatergic. The record is from RefSeq and is a predicted model, not a curated record.